UGUUUCAAACAGGAAGCUGUUUAUAGAUAACGCUUGCAAACGGUUGGGUCUGAUUCGCUGGAUGUUGGAGAGCAGGAGACGAGGCCGCUUCAAAUUAAAAACUAUUCGGCUUCUGUAAAUAGUAGCAAUGAGGUUCAUCUGUGCAGUGUCCCUACGGGCAGAGACUGGGUUACGGUGCCUGUUUUCUCAGCACUCAUAAGGAGUAAGGGACAAGCUCAUUAUGAAGAGUGAUCUGGUUUUCUUUGUCUCUGUAAUUAGCCUUGCCUUCCUGUCUCCGCCAAGAUCUGGAUAUGCUCAGCAUAUUGCAGAAGAAUCCUGUUCUGUUCAGAUUCUGGUUCCAGGCCUCAAAGGGGAAGUUGGAGAAAAGGGUGAAAAAGGUGCCCCAGGCCGCCCAGGGAGAGUUGGACCUUCAGGAGAAAAAGGAGAAAUGGGGGACAAAGGACAAAAGGGUGGCAUGGGUCGACAUGGAAAAAUUGGCCCCAUUGGUUCAAAAGGUGAAAAGGGAGAUAAUGGGGAUGUAGGCCCACCUGGUCCUAAUGGAGAUCCAGGCAUUCCUUGUGAAUGUGGCCAGCUACGAACAGCCAUUGGGAAAAUGGACAAUCAGGUGGCCCUGCUGACAACGGAGCUAAAGUUUAUUAAAAAAGCACUGCCCUCCCCCGCAGCUGUUGCUGGUGUGCGUGAGACAGAUAAUAAGACAUACUUGCUGGUGAAGGAGGAAAAGAGAUAUAUGGAUGCCCAGCUCUACUGCCAAGGAAGAGGAGGAACACUGAGUAUGCCCAAGGAUGAGAACACCAAUAGCCUGAUUGCUUCUUACAUCAGUCAAGCCGGUCUCAGCCGAGUUUUCAUUGGCAUUAAUGAUCUAGAGAAGGAGGGAAGUUUUGUGUUCUCCGACCGAUCCCCUAUGCAGACCUUCAACAAAUGGAGCACCGGCGAACCGAAUAAUGCUUAUGAUGAGGAGGACUGUGUUGAAAUGAUCGCCUCAGGGGGAUGGAAUGAUGUUGCUUGUCAUAUCACGAUGAAUUUUGUUUGUGAAUUUGACAAAGAAAAUGUGUAAACGUAUCUAUCCCCCCACUCCUGCCCUGCCCAGAACUCCCAUUUUCAAUCAGACUUGUGUACGUUAGGGUAUAUAUAUCCAUAUCAGCUGUUUCUCCUGCACCCAAACAUACUGUGAAGAACUGGUGCUGUCAAAAUAUCCUAAUCAAGUGAUCCACUUGUGGUUGGUGCUUAUUUGUGAAGUACUAACUUUCCAGCAAUGUUCCUCUUGCUAGUUUGGACAAACAUCCCAGAAUGUCCUCAUUGCUGCCAUUGUUCUGCAGCAAUUCAGCGUCAAGAUAUCUCUCUAAAAUUUGUGUUUAUAUUUUCAGUGCUGAUUUUGCAUGCAGCCAUCCAAUCAAAAACUAGAUACCUUACAAGAUCCAGGCUCAGCAUGUAUUAAGUCUUCCUACCCUAUUGUUUGGCCUGCCCACACCACUGAUUCUCUGUACUACUGUUUAGUCUUUUAAACAAAGUCCCAGUUAACGUGUUAUCCUGGCAGCACUUGUCUCCGCAUGGUGCAGCAAGAGCAGUCUACCUCUCCUCGAUCACGCAGUUGAUCUCAUUUAUGAAGGGAGUACUCCAUGCUGACUCCUUGAGUGCCCAAUUCAUGAGGUUCUUUUCCUCAAAUACCAGAGAAGGGUAACUUGCAUGGAUCUGGCACAUGCUGUUGGGUGUUGGUGAGAAGUGCUUGCUUCAUACAUGAGGAUGGUGGAGGGAAAGAGGGCGUUCUCACUCCUCUCAUGAAAAGACAAGCUACCUCCAGGGAUAAUAUAUCAUCUGUGGCAGAGUGACUAUGCACAAUUCCCUGGGAAAUUCCCCUAUGCAAGACCCACUGAAAUAAAUACUCUCAUUCAUUUUCAACAGGGCUUGUGAAGGCAAACUUCUCAAUGGAUUCUGCUCUCAAAGAGCUGCCCACAAGCCCUUUAGGGAUAGGCACACGUGAACACGAAAUGUGUAGAGUAGCACUGGGGAAUCAGUGAGCAAUGGAGGGCAAAUCUAAACAUGAAAAUCUGCAACAAGGGGUGCUGGAGCACUUUCCAGAUUAAACCCUACAACAGUGUCACUAUGGAUCUGCUAAGUGUGCUUCUUUACUUCCUGUGUUGUGACAAUGCAGUUCCUGCGCUGACAGCAAGGUGCCGUUCACAUUUCCAAUGCCUUAUUUUGGAUUUUAUCUCAGCAUUAUAGUGCUACAACAUGGCAAGUCCAUUGCAGAAAAAUAGCUGUAUUUUCCUGUUGUAGGAGUUUGCGAUUCUGGGGAUUGUUUUCAAUACAAUCCUGGCAAGUCAAAGCAUUUUACCCCUGUUGUAGCGUGUAAUCUGAAAAUUGCCCUGGUGUAGACCUACCCUAAUAUUCUUUGUUGCUAUAGUAUUAUAAUGAUAUUUUACUACAUGAUAUUAAUCUUGUACAGCUGUAAAUAUAAUCUAGGUAUUUGAAAUAUCAGUAUUUACCCUUCAGAAGGGAAGAGCAGAAUGAAUGGAGGUAUGAUUUGCAUUACUUUAAGGAAAUACAGCCAGAAUCCAGCAGAGAAUUAGUAUAUUUAAGGCCACUGAAGUCAGUGGCUGAUAUUCAGAUUAACACUGCUCACACUAAAUAAUAUUUUGGUGUGUGCAACAGGGCAGGGGCAAUUUCUGCUGAUCCUCCUCUUCCCUCUGCAGCCCUCUAUGCCUCCUGAAAAUAUGACCUUGAGGGCUGUGGGACCCACAGGGAUGUAUUUUUGGAGACAAAGAAGGCUGCAUAAGGAAGGGAGGAUCUGUGAAAAUUACUCCUUUCUGUUAUGUAUGUGAAACAUUAUUCAGUAUGCAUGUUACUUAGGACAUCAACCAGUGGGCUUAAGCAUGCUUAUGCUUAGCUUUGUGCUAGAUUGUUGUGGCCUAUGUGUCUUUAGGUAGAAAUAUGCAUUAUUGACAUUAAUGGAGAUGUACAACUACAAAGGAGAGCAUAUAUGUAGAUUUUAGGAUUUUUGUUUUGAAGACCUGUAUCCAUGGUUUAUUUUUGAGAAGAUGUUUAUUGUUAAUAUUAAAUAUCCAUAUUUGAAAUAUGAAA
This is a messenger RNA of Hemicordylus capensis (graceful crag lizard), 3078 nucleotides long. RefSeq names its product collectin subfamily member 11 (gene COLEC11). The record is from RefSeq and is a predicted model, not a curated record. The coding region runs from base 221 to 1054 and encodes 277 amino acids. The transcript has 7 exons. NCBI's taxonomy places the organism in Eukaryota, Metazoa, Chordata, Lepidosauria, Squamata, Cordylidae.